This is a messenger RNA of Xenopus laevis (African clawed frog), 1962 nucleotides long. RefSeq names its product NADPH oxidase organizer 1. The transcript has 8 exons. The record is from RefSeq and is a predicted model, not a curated record. NCBI's taxonomy places the organism in Eukaryota, Metazoa, Chordata, Amphibia, Anura, Pipidae. The coding region runs from base 20 to 1462 and encodes 480 amino acids.
UCAGAGGACAAGAAGGAAGAUGAAUUUCAGCCGAUACCCAGUGGAAGCGACCGGUAUUUCGAUGGUGCAAAAUGGAAAAAUAAGGACCUACAUGCUCUCUAUCCUCUGGUCGGACCGCAACAACAUUCUCAUAUACAGAACGUAUGAGGAAUUCAAGGAUCUGGCCAAGCAACUGAAAAGGAAUUUUCCAUUGGAAUCUGGGCUUUUAAAUAAAUCAGAAAGAAUCAUUCCCAUUCUUCAAGACAUCCCCUUGAUUUACAGAAGCUUCUCCAACCGCUUUAUUGAGAGGCUGCAUAUGGUUCAAAUUUACUCCGAGGAGUUGCUACAAACUGAUUCAAAGAUUUCUCAGAGUGAAGAUGUCAUUCGGUUCUUCUCCCCGACUAGUGAGGACCUUGCCCCCACCUUCGUAGACAACAGCCUGGUGAUAAUGCCUUCAGACAAAGACCAAGUCCAUAAAAAGAUCAACCACAGAAUGCAGUCCUCGGCACCAGUAUCAGAGCCAGUGAUUAGCCAGAAAUACAUCUGCAUUGAAACAUUUGAAACCAAAGACACCAAGAACAGGCCUUUCAAAGUCAGCAAAGAUGAAUUAAUUGAUGUGGUCAUCAAAGAUCCUACAGGCUGGUGGCUGGUAGAGAAUGAAGAUAAAAGCUUAGCAUGGUUUCCUGGGCCCUAUUUGGUACAGCCUGAGGAUGCGGCCUACAAAUGCUCAGGCACGAAGUCAAGUGAUGGCAAAUCCUAUUAUGCAGUAAAGGGAUACCAGGCUCACAACUCUGAUGAACUUUCCCUGGGAGUAGGCGUGGUUGUUGAAGUAACAGAGAAAACUGACAAUGGCUGGUGGCGAGUCUGUUACAAUGGUCGGUGCGGUUACGUUCCAUCUAUGUUCCUGAAGCCAUACUGCAACCCCCACCAGCAACUGCAGGUCACCUUUGCUCAUUCCAGAUUUGGAUCCGCCCCCAACCUCCACAAGGAUCCAAGCUGCCUCGGUGGAAUCCAUGAUCCUGGUACUGAAGACAGACAGUCUGGAUCUGAGAAUGGGAAUAGUGACAUGUCUGUUAGCUGGAGAAGGUCUCGUUCCAUGGGUGAGUUCAAAGAUUUUCAAGAAUUUCAUGGAGACGUCCUGGAGACAAGAUCUUUUAUAGAAGGUUUCGCUGCAUGGCAAGUCCCUCAGCAUGAUGAUUAUCCCUUGCCAACUACAGAAAGCAACAACAGUGAAAAGAUCACAAUUAUUAUAUCACCAGAUGAUGAUGAAAGAGCGAACCAAAGCCAAACAGAUUCCACACAAAGCAGCCUAAGAAAAGAUUCUGGGCUGGAUCAAACGCAUUCUGCUACAGGUUUCUACGUUUCACGUUUUUCACCAGACACCAUGUCCAACACCAGACCACCAAUGGUGCCUCCAAGGCCAACACGCCAAGAAAUACUAACCAGGUGCACCACCAUAACCAAAACGGCUUCCCAAAUCUAAUACGUAGUUGCCAAAAAAGUAACCAAAAAAGUAUUUAAAGGACCACUAUAUCCUCAAUUGUUUUUUUCUGUAGAACAGUUUGUACUACUGUGGAAUGCCAAUGCUGAUGUAGAAUGUAUACUUUAUUGGGCACCUGCAGAGGCCCCCUCCUGACCUGCAUCACCUGCACUGCCGAAUAUGGCUCCCUCCCGGCUUCAGAAGGACGUGUAAGUUCUAUAUGGAAGGGAUUACUGAGAGCUGCACUUAAACAGCAGCACAUCAGCCAUAAAGAAAAAGAUGGCUCCCCAAAAAGAUUUACUAACAUAGGCAUGGCGCGAGUGCAGUUACCCAUAACCACCAACCAAAUCCUUGCUCUUUGUCAAGUAGCUGUCUCAACGGCUGUGCAUAAUUAACCAUUUAUAUAUCAGUGUAUAUGGUUUAUAUGGUAUGUAAUUAAUACUUUAUAAUGCUAUGUUUUGUAUCUACCUUGUCUGUAAUAAACAAUACGUUUUUCAUCUUAA